Podarcis lilfordi (Lilford's wall lizard) is the source of this 4722-nucleotide messenger RNA. The record is from the annotation of a GenBank genome assembly. Lineage: Eukaryota; Metazoa; Chordata; Lepidosauria; Squamata; Lacertidae.
GUGCCCUUUUAGUUUUAAUGGCUAUGUUAGCACACAGGUGUCAGUCAUUAUGCUGCUUUUAGUAUGUGAAACUAUGGGUAUCUUCCCCCCUUUUAACCUUUACAAUUAACUUUGUACUUUUAAUUCCAGAUUUACUAAACUGAGGAAAUCCUGGAACUCUGAGUACUUCUGCACAAGAGUCUCUUAAAUAACGAAGAGUACAAAAAUAGUAAAUUACAGAGUACUUUAGGAAAAAUGCCAUCUGAACAAGAACCAUCCUUUUGCAUCCAAAAUACAAGUUUGUUACAUAACAAUGAGUUAGAUAGAACAAGUGUUCCUACAUUGGAUACUUCUGUUAAGGGGUAUAUAACUCAACCUGCAAUUUCAGAUAUUCUCACCUAUGGAUUGAGAAAUGUGAAAAUAGAGCUGCCUAGGGUAAAUAUUCCAAAUGAAGUGCUAUGUACACAUGAAAUUGACAGAUACAUGAAAGUAUUUCAAUGUAAAGAAAAGCCUGCAAGAGCAUUUUCCAUGCACAUGGAUGUGAAUGGAAGCAACUUUUCUGAGACUGAUAUUCCACAUAGUAAACCAAGACUGAAUUAUGAGGAGGGAUUGAAAACAUCUGCAAAGAUACUGAAUUUUAGCUGUACCAAAUGCAGAAACAAUGUUAAGUACAGUCCAAAUGAUCUGCAGAAGCAUUUCCAGCUGUUACAUCGUGGAGAGUUGCCAUCUUACCCCUGUGAAAUGUGUAAUUUUUCAGCUAAUGACUUCCAAUCAUUUAAUCAACACCGUCGAACACAUCGUAGCACUUUAGUAAAAUGUGAAAUCUGUAAUGAUGAUAAUAGAUAUACUUUGUUGGACCUAACAAAACAUUUCACAUCUAGGCACUGUGUAAAUGGCCAUUUUCAAUGUGAAAGAUGUAGAUUUUCCACCCAUGAUGUUGGCACAUUUGUUCAGCAUAUUCAUCGGCACAAUGAAAUACAAUAUAAAUGUGAUAAAUGUCACCAUGCAAGUUUUUCAAAAGAAGAGUCUCAGAAACAUGUUGCUUCACACACCGGCACAUUUCCUUUCAGUUGUCAAUAUUGUAACUACAUGGCAUCUCGGAAAAACUAUCUUUUAAAACAUAUUAUUACAUUACACAGAGACCACCUCUAUGCAAAAGAUAAAACAGAUACAGAUAACAAUGAGAAGAUGAAGAAAACUUCAACAGGACUAAAACUUAUCUUGAAAAGGUACAAAACAGGUGCAUCGAGGAAGGCCCUGUGGAGACGUAAAAGAAUGACUACUGGCAGUUGUAGAACUGGAGAAGAGGACAGGCAAGUUCUCAAAAACAUGAAGGAAAUUCAGCCUAAAUCUGAAGAGCUAGGCCAGCCUACAAAAGAAUUACACCUCAGCGAAGACAACAAUCUUCUAAAUGAAAGGCAUAUCUACAGUGGGGCAAAAUCCUCUCCAGCAAUACCAUACAGUAGAGCAGAAGAUGGCUUGGGUUCUGGUGUGCUGAAAAAAGCUGUUCAUGGUCCUACAGUUUUGAUGGUUAAAAACAACAAAAUAUCUGUUCCUGCAAAUUACAGUGCUAAAUUUAUGGGCUUCAAGGUGGUUGAUGGAAAACAGCAUAUAGUAAUAAAACUGCUACCUACAGAUAAACAGAAUUUGCCAACAGAAAAUAAGGUUGAUGGGGUAAAAGAUGGUUCAACUGAAUUUCUGCAGCAGACAGCUGACAACUUCAAUUUUCCUUCCGCUUCUGGACCUCAUGAAAUUAAUCAGCAAAUGUCUAGAAAUAAUUCUGUUCACUCAUUGGCAUCAUCUCCAUUGUCAUUUUCUAAUCAAUAUUCAGGAAAAAUAAAGCAAGAAAGUCCAGAUUAUUUUAGUUUGAAUACAUCUCGAACAGUAGAACCUCAUAUUGUAAUGGUAGGAAACUGUACAACUCGUCUGCCAGCAAAACCAGAUUCUUCACUUCCUUGUGAUUUUGUGGCUAAGGCUGGAAACAGAGAUUCUUCGUGGAGGAAUUGUGUACCUCAGGACCAUUCUCAGGUUUUAUCCUCUGCUGGUGCACACAUGCUACAUUAUGACCCUAUGAAAAAAACCUUUCCUACAGAAUUAAAAGUACGGAAUGGUGAAGUAAACUACAGUAAAUACAAUAAUAUCUACUGCCCAUCAACUGAUUUUUCUAAUCAAGUACCACUGCCUUUCCAUAAUUAUUCCAAAAUAGAUACUUUGGAUAGCUCCAAACACCAUAUGUCCAACAGCGCCUUUUCUCUCCAGAGUAGGCCUGUAAAUGAAACCACUUAUCUGCAACAACAAACAGUGUUAAAUCUAGAAAGAAGGUCUUCAUUGCUGUCUCUUCAUGGCUUUGUAAAUACAAACAAUGUUCCAGUAUUUUCAGCUAACCAAUCCAAUUAUGCUACUGACAGACAGCAUCCUAUAGAAAAUCAUCAUGAUGACCAGCAGCAUUUGAAUACAAAGGUAAAUCAAGUGGUGGAACAUGUAGCUGAAAAAUCAAAACAAGAAAAUGCCUCUAAUUGUGUAAAUACAUCACUUAUGCCUAAAAUAACAUCUGUUUUCUCACUCCAGAGUACUCAGGCAUCCAACUAUUUGUCACCUGAAGUAAACCAGUCAUUACAAGAUGUUCUAAGAGGGCAACCUGCUACUCAGCCACUCAACUAUAUAAAAACUGGUUAUGACAACUCAUUUCCAAAUAAUAAAAUGGAUUGUAAAACAUUUGCACACUUCAGAGAUUCAGCUGCUGCAUGCAGUUUAACCAAUUCUCCUGUUAAAUUCAAGAGAGAGUUGAAUGCGAAUGGCAGUGCAACGAAUGAAGGUGUGUAUUUUAGGAAUGAAGGACGACUCCCAGUGAUGGCUCAUAGAACAGACGAAAUGCAUUCUACUUCAAGGACAACAGGUAUUGGUGCAUUGCUUAAAACUCAGACAGAUUCAAUUUUAGCACAGCAGUUGGAAAAACACAAGAUGCACUACAGUUUGAAUGUCCCUAAUGCUAUCCGUCCAAUGCUUCCAGAACAGAAGAAAUCAGUGCUACUUCAGUCAUCUCUCCCAAGGUUUUUUGUACCUUUGCGCCUUGCCCAUCAACAAGGAUUACAUGUUAUUUCAGGGAAGCCUUCUCCAAAAAACAGUUCAUCAGAUGUUCAGGCAACAAGAGCUACACCUUUACUUUUAAACAAAGGACCUGGAAUGAUCUUGACUUUUGGUAGUGGCUCAAUUGGAACAAUUGCAAAUGCCACUGAAAAUAGUUCUCAGGUUUUAGAGAAAAUUGCAUCUAAAGAGUGUGGUAAAGAAGAAAUAGCUACAUCAGGUAUGAAAUUUAAAAUAGACAGCUCUGGCAGUAUAAGAAAUUAUUCUGGUGCUAGUGGGACAGCGGUUGCUUCAUCCACUGGCAUGUCAUACAAGGAGCAACUUAACAUGACAAAUUCAGAGAGCAGAAUUUCUUCCGUGAAAAUACAGGCUGGACAUCAAGGCAGUAAUGUUGCUACCUUGGAGUCAAUAAAACAACCAGAGGUUGGACAAGAACAACCUGUUUAUGCACUUUUGCCUGAUGGUAGACAAGCAGUUUUUCUUAAAUGUAUGUCGCCAAACAAGUCCCUAGUACAGAAGCAUAAUGUUCUUCAAGGUACUGCUAAUAGUCAAAAUUGUGAACCAAAGAAAACUGGAGCAAUGCAACAAAAGCUUUUUUUGAAAAUUAAGACCUUUCCUGCUGCUGACAAUUGUCAGUCAAUUAGCAACAUUAAGUCAUCUUUACAGUUCGAUAAUAUGCAUUCCCUUAAUAGUCCUGCACUAGAUCAGAAAAAGGCAGCUUUUUCUCCUAGCAAUGCCUUACUGCUUCCAGGUACAUUGAUGCCAGCAAAUGCCUGUUUGGCAAGUGAUAAAUCAAAGGAUCCUAUUACUUCUGUAGAAUCUGUACAUUCCCUUAGGAAUUUAAAGACACGGUCACAAAAGAUUCCAUCUGAUUCAGCACAAACAGUUAGUGCUAACAAAGGGAACGCUUUUGGAACCCAGAUGUCAACCGGGCCACCAACAAACAAAUUUUCAAGAGCUAAACGUCAUUCAAAGCAAACUGGUGCUAAAGUUUCUGAUGCUACGGUUUCACAGAAGAAUAGGAAUUUGAAACGGAAAGUUAAACAUGGCCUUCAAGAACCUCCUAGAAAGAAAAUGUUGCAUCGAAAAUGUAAAGCGAAAAAUCAAAUGGAUGUGAAUGAAUUUGAAUCCUUAAUUCGCGCCCCUUGUAGACCAAGAUUGUCAAAAGACACUGCGAGGAUUCUAAAGCUACUUCCAUUUAAUUCCAAACAAUUAAUCAAAUGCCCCCGAAGAAAUCAGCCAGUUGUAGUGCUAAACCAUCCUGAUGCAGAUGUUCCAGAAGUUGUAAAUGUUAUGAAGACUAUUGCUAAAUUUAAAGGACAUGUGCUAAAGGUCUCCUUGUCAAAGAGAACUAUUGAUGCUCUUUUGGAGCCAGCAGAUUAUAACAGUUUGUACAUAAUUACUAAUGAUCUCUCUCGAAGAAAACGCAAAAUGCUCAAACCUGUAAGUCCUGUAAAAGAAAGGUUUGUUUUAAAAUUAACACUGAAGAAGACGAGCAAAAACAAUUAUCAGAUUGUGAAAACUACCUCUGAUAAUACGCUGAAAACUAAAUUUAGGUGCUGGUUUUGUGGGAGGAUAUUUGACAAUCAGGACAAUUGGGUAGGACAUGGACAGCGUCAUCUAAUGGAAGCCACUCGAGACUGGAAUUCAUUAGGGUAA